Molecule: messenger RNA, 1192 nt
Organism: Neogale vison (American mink)
Lineage: Eukaryota; Metazoa; Chordata; Mammalia; Carnivora; Mustelidae
Gene: PIGH
Product: phosphatidylinositol glycan anchor biosynthesis class H
Exons: 4
Coding region: 71-637 (188 amino acids)
Biological process (GO): GPI anchor biosynthetic process
Cellular component (GO): glycosylphosphatidylinositol-N-acetylglucosaminyltransferase (GPI-GnT) complex
Source: RefSeq, a predicted model, not a curated record
AGAGCCGGCGAGAGGGCGCUGGCGGGUGGACUAGAGCGGCGCGGUCGGGUGGGAAGGGGGCGAUCGGGCCAUGGAGGACGAGCAGAGCUUCUCGGAUAUUUGCGGCGGUCGCUUGGCCCUGCAGCGCCGCUACUACUCCCCGUCUUGCCGGGAGUUCUGCCUCAGCUGCCCUCGGCUGUCGUUGCGCUCGCUCACCGCUGUCACCUGCACCGUGUGGCUAGCGGCCUACGGACUCUUCACCCUCUGCGAGAACAGCAUGAUCCUCUCCGCUGCCAUCUUCAUCACCCUCCUAGGGCUGCUUGGUUACCUCCAUUUUGUCAAGAUUGAUCAGGAGACUCUGUUAAUCAUUGACUCCCUUGGCAUCCAGAUGACUUCAUCCUAUGCCUCUGGCAAAGAAAGCACUACCUUCAUAGAGAUGGGCAAGGUGAAGGAUGUGGUCAUCAAUGAGGCUAUUUACAUGCAGAAGGUGAUUUACUACCUCUGCAUUUUAUUGAAGGAUCCAGUGGAACCACAUGGGAUAUCCCAAGUAGUACCUGUCUUCCAGAGUACCAAGCCCCGCCUGGACUGCUUGAUUGAAGUGUACAGGAGUUGCCAGGAGAUCCUAGCACACCAGAAAGCUGCAUCAGCAAGUCCAUGAGUCCCAGCAUUUCAGAAGGCCAGUAUUGUCUUCCAUGGGAGAGGACUCCUAAGCCAUAGUGGGUGGUUUAUUUUCUGUAUUCUAAACCAUCUGGUGGACACAGCUCUAAGAACCAGGAUGGAUGCAGUGGAUCUCAGAGCCACAGAGCAGGUGACUGGAAACCUAACUCAUUGUGUGAUGUGGAGCAAAGUAUUUGUCUGUUUUAGUGAUCCCCUUGUAAGGUUCUGCCUACUUUAUUGAGGGGAGAUCUUAAGCGGUGGUAUGUCAAAAGUAACGUUGACAAAGAGCACUUUGAAAUUCCUAAGCACAUGCAGGUUUACAUUUUGUAGAGUCUGUGGCGCAGACAUGGGACACUGACAGCAGAUCUCUUAAGAAACAUAAUUUCCUACUACACAGUAGCUCUGUGUAAAAGUCAAGCCCUUUAGGUACUGGUGACUAGGAAGGAAUGUCCUACGAAAGACCAGUCCCUGUGCACCUAGCUCCCGUGUUCUGGACAGGGUUAAUUUAUGAUGACUGUCUUAAUAAAUCGAUCCCCUUCCAAAACAUACACAGUAA